Iphiclides podalirius (scarce swallowtail) is the source of this 1674-nucleotide messenger RNA. Lineage: Eukaryota; Metazoa; Arthropoda; Insecta; Lepidoptera; Papilionidae. The record is from the annotation of a GenBank genome assembly.
AUGGAAGCGACCAGUGAGCUGACGAACGAUCUGGAAGUAGUGAAAAAGAAGGAGGAUGAUCAUUUGCGGCUUCAACGUCAGUUCCGAAUGAUACAAGCAGACAGAACAAAUCGCGUAAUGGGGGUCCAUCCGAUGUUCAGAAGGCAAGACCACCUCCUUAAAAGACUGAAGAGCGAACACGUGAACGUCUUGAAAGACCUCAAGGUGGCCAGAUCGGGUGCAAAUAGAAAGAGGGAGGAUAUGUUGAAGAAGGAAGUGUUGCGAGCAAUUUUGUUACGAGAGAAGACUAGUACGGAGUGUGAAAAUGGACAGAUCCUGAUGGAUCAACUAGACGAACUGGUGCAAAGGAACCACAAGCAAACUUUGCACCUGAAAUAUCUAGUGAACUCUUCAAUGGGCAAGCUGGAAGAGAAGCGAUGUACAAGCGAAAAUCGUCUGACGGCAACGGAGAACAAAUUGGAGGCGGCAAUUUUGAGAUUCAACGCGGUACAAUGCGAAAACAAGAAAAUAAGAGAGGAAAUUGAACAUGUGCUGAAAGACAGGGCAAUCUUCAACCAAGCGUGGGAGAAGAUGCUAAAUGCAUUGAGCAAAGGGAAGAAAUUUCUGGAAGAUUUAUUCGAAUCUUCAACCUUGGCCUAUGAUCAAAGGGACGAGUGGUGCACGAAGCUGAAAUCAGUGCAGGAGAAAGGGAAAAUGGACCAAUUGCUGCAAGUUCAGGAGAUGCGCGAUUUGCAGAAAUCGUUUGACCACGAGAUGAAACUACAUAAUUUUCUAUCCAAAAAGGGCAUCAUCAGGAUCAACAGAAAAGAAGAACAAAGAGUUGAGGAGAAGAAGAUAAUGCGAGAGAAAGAAUUAAAAGAAGAAUUUGACACGCAUAUUAAAAUACUCCAUGAUAUAAACGAUUACGCCCAGGAGUGGGAUAUAGACAAGAUUAUCGAGUCUUUCGAGUGCGUCGAGCAAAGCAAUUUCUCAGUUUACAAAAUGCUGACCGAAUAUUGCGCGGAGAACGAAGCUCUUCGGCGGGACUUGCAACGCAUACGGCGGAGUUUGGGGGACCGAACAGAUUGGAUCGAAAUGACAGAAGAGAGACAGAACGCCAAGUUGAAUUCAAUGAAAGAAGAAUUGGAGAAACGGAAAAUGAAUAAUGAGAAAAUGCAACGGAUAGUGGAAACUCAGAGUAAGCUGAUUAACGAGGCCAUGGGUAGGGUUGCGGAAAUUUUCCAGAUGCUGGAUUGCUCGUUGGAUCCUUUUCGUGACUUAUUAGGGGACAAGGGCCCCUCGAUUUACCGCCUCGACUUGACCUUCAGUCUCAUCUCUGAAAAAAUCAAGGAACUCAUUCAGACUGCGUAUUUUUAUGAGCGCCAUGUCCAAAAGCGUAGUGGGACCUCUCGCCUGAAGAAAUACACUGUCCACCUGGAAUCACCGGAGUUUUGGACCGCGGUGCCGAUCAAUCUCCUGGUGCCAGCGGACCCGUGCCCCUCAUGCGUGGAGGCGCGUUGGAUGUCGCGCGUGGUGGACGCUCCCGAAAUGCCUUUGGACGAAGUGGGGGUGGUCUCCGCUAUAAAGGAACUGGCAGAGGACCAGGCCUUCGUCAGGAGUGACCGAAUACACCCGCUAACCGAAUGCAGAGUGCCGCGAAGCAGGAUGAUACUGGCCCGACGAUACAUGCAAACU